Messenger RNA from Symbiodinium necroappetens, 1245 nucleotides. The record is from the annotation of a GenBank genome assembly. NCBI's taxonomy places the organism in Eukaryota, Dinophyceae, Suessiales, Symbiodiniaceae.
AUGCAUAUCGUGGUGCUCGGCAGCGGAGUGGUUGGCGUCGCGACCGCCUGGAGCUUGCAGCGCGACGGCCAUGCGGUCACGGUGAUCGACCGAGCCGAGGAACCUGCGGCCUUCACGUCCUUCGCCAACGCCGGGCUCGUGGCCCCGGGUCACGCCUACGCCUGGUCUUCGCCCGGGGCGCCUCGCAUGCUGCUGCGCUCGCUCUGGCGCGGCGAUCAGGCGCUGCGCUUCCGGCCGAACCUGGAUCCGGCGCUCUGGCGCUGGACCUGGAAGUUCCUCCGGCAGUGCACGGCCGAGCGCGCGGCGCUCAAUACCGCGCGGAAGGCCCGGCUCUGCCUCUAUUCCCAGUCGCUGCUGCACGAGGUCGUCGCGGCCAGCGGCGUGACCUACGAUGCCCGGAACGGCGGCUUGCUCUACCUCUACCGGCGCCCGGAGUCCUUCACGGGCGCCUUGGAAAGGAUGCGACUCCUGACCGAUCAGGGCAUCGCCCUCGAAAGCCUCACGGCUGGCCGGACCGUGGCGCUCGAACCGGCAUUGGCGCCGCUCCGGGACAGUCUGGCGGGCGCGAUCUUCGCGCCGGGCGACGAGUCCGGGGAUGCUCGCCUCUUUACCCUGGGGCUGGCCAAGGCCUGCGAGGCCGGCGGCGCGGUCUUCCGCUUCGGCGAAACGGUCCAGGGGUUUCGCCUGGACGGUGGCGCGGUUCAGGCGGUGGUGACCGACAAGGGCGAGGUCGCCGCCGACGCCUUCGUGCUGGCCCUUGGCGUCUACAGUCCGCAGAUCGCCCGCCAGCUUGGUGCGCGCCUUCCGAUCUACCCGGUCAAGGGGUACUCGGUCACCCUGCCGGUCGCCGGCCGCAACCGCGCGCCCAGUCUGGGCGGGGUGGACGAGGACAACCUGGUGGCCUACGCGCGCUUCGGGGAACGGUUGCGGAUCACCGCCACGGCGGAGUUCGCCGGCUACGGAACCGGUCACAGGCCCGCCGACUUCUCGCGGAUGCUGGCCGUGGCGCGCGAUCUCUUUCCGCAGGGCGGCGACUAUCGGCAGCCGAGCUACUGGGCGGGCCUCAGGCCCAUGACGCCGGAGGGGACGCCCCUCUUGGGGCGCGGCCGCCACGCGAAUCUCUAUUUCAACACCGGCCAUGGACACAUGGGCUGGACGAUGGCUUGCGGGACGGCGGGACUCACCGCCGACCUGAUCGCCGGCCGCAAGCCCGCGAUACCGCUCGACGGUCUGCUGCUGCAGUGA